CAAUUUAUGCUUAAAAAGUUGCGAAAUUUGAAGAGUGGACUGAGCAAGAAUGUCAUUGAGGUACACCUCGUCGAGCCUAGGGCUCAGCUACAAGAAGAAUCGGCUUAUGUGCAUCUAAACAAAUCGAGGUCAGAACCGAAAGCAAAAUAUCAAGCUCAUUACAAUUCCUAUUUUUCUGUCGUUUUUACUCUUUGCAUCUAUCGUCAAAAUCGCUCUCCCACUCUUCUAGACGACCGAGUCUCCGUCGAACUCCGGCCAGCCAGUUUUGCCUCUUUGCCACGUCGAUUGUCAGGCAGCUGUGGCAGUCAGCUGACUGGCCAGCAGGGCUCAGUAGGUCUGAGCCAUCCCGGUACUGGUACAUCGACGACCACUUCUGACAGUUGGCAGGGCGCUAAGCGUCGGCUGAUCAUCGGUGGGUUUGGUUCUACCACUGGCAAGGGUGGAGGAGGUGGUGGCAGUGGUGGACUUGGACAGGGUCUUGCUGCUCUCUGUGGCCUCGUCGAGCCGGUUAUAGGCGUGUAA
This is a messenger RNA of Protopolystoma xenopodis, 522 nucleotides long. NCBI's taxonomy places the organism in Eukaryota, Metazoa, Platyhelminthes, Monogenea, Polystomatidea, Polystomatidae. The record is from the annotation of a GenBank genome assembly.